This is a messenger RNA of Pleuronectes platessa (European plaice), 6853 nucleotides long. It is a transcript of the gene abl2, whose product is annotated as c-abl oncogene 2, non-receptor tyrosine kinase. Bases 98 to 3604 code for a protein of 1168 amino acids. Gene Ontology annotation, biological process: regulation of apoptotic process; protein phosphorylation. The transcript is spliced from 11 exons. The record is from RefSeq and is a predicted model, not a curated record. Gene Ontology annotation, molecular function: ATP binding; non-membrane spanning protein tyrosine kinase activity; protein binding. NCBI's taxonomy places the organism in Eukaryota, Metazoa, Chordata, Actinopteri, Pleuronectiformes, Pleuronectidae.
CACUCCCACCUCAGAUCUUACCUAGCCGGGACGAGACACGGCAGGUUUGUGUAGUCAGUGAUAACAGUGUUAUGCAGUGAGUGGACUGGUUAAAGUAAUGCUUCUGAGGUGCCUGCAGGCAAGCAACAGUUUCGAGGAGGAAUGGACAGCUCUGAGCAACCGUCAUCGGCAUACUGGGUUCAAGCAAGAGACUGGGGCUGGACAGACAGAAGCUCUCCACCGGCCGUUCGGUCUGGACUCUGCGGCCCUGACGGAGGCGGUGCGCUGGAGCUCCAAGGAGAACCUACUGGGAGCGGCCGAGAGCGACCCCAACCUCUUCGUUGCACUUUAUGACUUCGUCGCCAGUGGAGACAACACGCUCAGCAUAACCAAAGGUGAGAAGCUGCGCGUGCUCGGCUACAACCAGAAUGGCGAGUGGAGCGAAGUGCGCUCAAAGAAUGGCCAGGGAUGGGUGCCCUCCAACUACAUCACACCAGUCAACAGUCUGGAGAAGCACAGCUGGUACCACGGGCCUGUGUCUCGCAGCGCCGCAGAGUACCUGCUCUCAUCCCUCAUCAACGGGAGCUUUCUGGUCCGGGAAAGCGAGAGCAGCCCCGGGCAGCUGUCCAUAUCUCUGCGCUAUGAAGGGAGAGUCUACCACUACCGCAUCAACACCUCCUCCGAUGGAAAGGUGUAUGUGACAUCCGAGAGCCGUUUCGCCACCCUGGCCGAGCUGGUCCACCACCACUCCACUGUAGCCGACGGCCUGGUCACCACAUUGCACUACCCAGCACCCAAAUGCAACAAGCCCACAGUGUACGGUGUGUCACCCAUCCAUGACAAGUGGGAAAUGGAGCGCACAGACAUCACCAUGAAGCACAAGCUUGGAGGGGGCCAGUACGGGGAGGUGUACGUGGGAGUGUGGAAGAAGUACAACCUCACGGUGGCUGUCAAGACGCUCAAGGAGGACACCAUGGAGGUGGAAGAAUUUCUAAAAGAGGCAGCAGUCAUGAAGGAGGUUAAACACCCAAACCUCGUUCAGCUACUAGGUGUGUGUACCCUGGAGCCCCCGUUUUACAUCGUAACUGAGUACAUGCCACAUGGCAACCUACUGGACUACUUGAGAGAGUGUGAUAAAGAGGAGGUGAAUGCUGUUGUGCUGCUCUACAUGGCCACACAGAUCUCCUCUGCCAUGGAAUACCUGGAGAAGAAGAACUUCAUACACAGGGAUCUUGCGGCGAGGAACUGCCUGGUCGGUGAGAAUCAUGUCGUGAAGGUUGCAGACUUCGGCUUAAGCCGGUUGAUGACUGGCGACACAUACACUGCCCACGCUGGGGCCAAAUUCCCCAUCAAAUGGACUGCACCCGAGAGCCUCGCUUACAACACCUUCUCCAUCAAGUCUGACGUCUGGGCAUUUGGGGUGCUGCUGUGGGAAAUUGCCACAUAUGGCAUGUCUCCAUACCCUGGCAUCGACCUUUCUCAGGUCUAUGACCUCCUGGAGAAAGGAUACCGCAUGGAGCAGCCUGAGGGAUGUCCACCCAAAGUCUAUGAACUCAUGAGAGCAUGCUGGCAGUGGAGCCCAUUAGACAGACCUUCCUUUGCCGAGAUUCACCAAGCCUUUGAAACAAUGUUCCAUGACUCCAGCAUCUCUGAAGAGGUGGCGGAGGAGCUCUGUAAGACGGCCUCCUCUGGUCACUGCGGACCACUGCACUCAUUCAGUCACGACAUGCCCCUGUUACCUUCCAAAUCUCGCACACUCCACAAGCACACAGAAAACAAGGAAAACAUUGAGGGUGGACUGGAUGGGCGCAGCGACCACGGCACACAAAGCCACUCAGGCUGGGCUUCAUUGCUGGGAGGUGACAGCCGAUCCGGUGGCUCCCCAGCUCUGCCCAGAAAACAGCAGCCACGCGACAAGUCUCCCGGCAGCCUUCUAGAGGACACACAGGACAUGGGCACAUUUACACGAGACCGCAAGACAGGCUUCUUCAGCUCUUUCAUCAAAAAGAAAUCUUCCUCCUCCUCUUCAUCUUCGCCAUCCUCCCAGCUCCAACAGAACCUUCCGACGCCGCCCAAGAGGAGCAGUUCUUUCCGGGAAAUGGAGACGCAGCCUCACAAGAAAUAUGAGCCCACUGCUGAUUUCUGCGCUCCUCCUCCUCUGCCCCAGUCAGACAGUUUAGGAGGCUUCUCCGCCUCUCCUUCCCACUCCCACGGGGAACCCACCCAGACUCAGUCGCGCUGCUGUGGGGCAGCGUUCGGACAGAAACCCUCUAGCCUUGCGCAGGUGACGAGCGGGAGCAGUUGGAGUGGGUUGGCUGGUUUUUUUACCCCUAGACUCAUCAAAAAGACCCUGGGGCUACGGACAGGAAAGACAACCUCUUCAGAGGAGGCGGGGAGUAUAGUUGGAGGGCCUAAACCCUUCCCUAGGUCCAAUUCUACCUCCUCUAUGUCAGCUGGGCUGCCAGACCUGGAGCGCAUGGCUCUAACUUUACCCAGGAACCGCAAUGCUAAGCCCCCUCUGGAGAGAACUGCCUCCACAACCUCCCAGCCAGAGAACGGGGCUGCACGGCCCUCAGAAACUCUGCUGCGGAGGAUGGAUGAGGGGACCGCACAAAUCAGGGAAAGGCCCAAAGCCAAGCUCCUGCCCCGGGGCACUGCUGUAGGGGUGAGGGCACCAGGAGUAGGGGGGGAGGUUGGGGAAUCAGACGGUCUCUCCCGGGUCAGAGAGGGUAGAGAGGAGAGUGGAGGGGGACUGGACAGGCAGCAGAGUUGGUCAUCUCCCUCAAAGAGUUCUAGUUCCAGUGCUUCCCCAGUGGCAGCAGGCGCACCGACUCACAACCACAAAGUUCCAGUCCUGAUCUCCCCUACGCUGAAGCACAGCCCGGCUGACGUGCACCUGGUCGGUCUCGACUCUCAGGGGAACCGCUUCAAACUGCUGUCUGAGCACCAAGCAGACCGGGACAGGCCGCGACUUGUAAAACCCAAGUGUGCUCCUCCUCCACCUCCCACUCUGCGGAGCCUGCAACACUCCUACAGCGGAGACGGAGAGGAGCAGGUAGGAGGUGCACCCGUGGAAGUGAAUGGAGACACGUUAAAGGGUCACAGGUCAGGGCGACCGUCUGUGCCACCGCCACAAGUGCCGCCUGCAUCUUCCUCCUCCUUUUCCUCAUCAUCUCCUGCAACCACCAACACGACUCCAAUCAAAAUGGCCAACGGAGCCGCCCCCACUGCUUCAUCCUCACACACAGCCGCUUCCAAAGUGGCCCUGCGGCGAACCAGGCAGCAGGUGGACAGGGUGCCCCUGGAACGGGCCAGCCGCGAGGCCCUGCUGGUGUGCGCCGAGGGCCUGAGCAGCGCCCUCCACGCCAGCUCCGAAAGCCCCUCCAGCAGCCAGGUGUUGGACGCCGGCCACCAGCUGCUAGACUACUGCUCAGGUUACGUGGACUGCAUCCCUCAGAUGAGGAACAAAUUUGCCUUCCGAGAGGCGGUGGGGAAGCUCGAGCUCAGCCUGCAGGAGCUGAGGGCCUCGUCUUCAGGAGGAGGACUGGGCAGCGUGGGGCCCAACACUGUACUGGACAACCUGCACGGCUGUAUUAAAGAGAUUAGUGACGUAGUGCAGAGGUAGCCACUGUGACAACACCACCCGUCAACGUCAAACCCCAACUACCCGACAGAUCGCAUAUAUAUUGCCUUUUUAUGUUUCUGGUUCUAUCGACAGCUUUUCGAGGGACGAAAUGAGAUGAAUCUCUAAAGUACCUCAGAGAAAUCUCUACAAAGUGUAAUCUUCAAUGUUUACAAACGACAGUUUCAUAAAAAAAUGCCAGUGUGGACACUAACUUUGCUCUGACCUGUACAUAUUGAGAAAUGUUUAUACUGAACUAAAUGUGGUUUUACGUCGCACCAUGAAAUGUUUUGCCGCGGGUCUCCACGCAGCCGCGAUAAUAACGGCCUCUUUGUUAAAUGAAUGUCGAGUGUAUCAGCUGUGUGUAGCCAGCCCGGAGAGUAGGUGAAAGCUCCCUCUGCUUGUCUCUGUCUGUCACAUUUCAGAGCGGGCACGAUGGCGGUUGUUUCCGGCCUCAGUGAGAACACUAGACAACUGCUUUUCCCUGAGAAGCUUAAGCAGCAUUUCACAAAUAUGUGAAUCAUGAGGCUUCUGCACAGUGUCUGGGAAAUGUAGUGACCAUAAGCCAUUUUUAAAGCCAUUCGGGGUCUCAAUUUGACAUUUGUGUUUGUGUGCAGAUGUGUUUUUUUUUAUUUUAUAUUUUGGUUUUAUUUCAGAGAUUGCACCUGACGGUCAGUAUUUUUUCAGGAGCUGGACAAUUGUGAUAAAAGAGGAGAAGAUGAAUCUCCCCAGAAUCGCUUGUUUUAGAUAUUUGAAUAAAGUCUUGUUUUUGAGAAUAAUCUUUAGAGAACGAUCAGGUGUUUAGACGGUGACAUUCCUGGAAAGUGAGACCAUUGAAAGCUAUUGAAGGGAUCACUUACAGCAUUGUGUUCAUUUUACAAGCAUCUAGCUACGUAGGCUCAAAUAAAAACACUAAGUUUAUGGUUUGGUACAUUAUCAAAUCUAACGAGAACAGAAAAGAUUUUUAUCAAUCUAUUUUGUUGGUUUUUUUUCCACGAGACUGACACAUUAACGAAUGAAUGUGGGGUGUCCUAUCGUAUGCACAGCAUUUGUCUUCGCUUCAGUGACGUGACCGAUGUCCACACGUUAACACAGUGCCACAUAAACGGGGGCAGAUCCCCUAAAGCAUUUCAAUAUUUUUGGUCCAGUUGUCCUUGAGCACUACAUUUCUCUUCAUGUAUUAUGAAGCGUUAAAAGUGUGGAGUGAGGAGAGGAAGAGCACAGGGUAGCACAUGAGCAGGUUUAACUGGGACAGUGUUUCUAUAAGUGUCCUUCUGCGUAUGGACAGUGCUGGAUUCCCUGUAGCCUUGUCAUGGCCUCAGUGCCUCAAAUACUUCAAAGUUAUCGACACUACGCAAACUCCGAGACCUGCUCUACACGAGUCACACAGUACUGAUCUCUCAACAAACAAACUGCAGUAUGUCUUCAGCACAUGAACGAUUUGUACAUUAUUUUGGUUUAAAACAGGAAAAGAUGAUUUUUCGAAUGUUAUGUAUGAACUUGAAUUUUAAAUUAUUUUGUUUUUUUAAUUAAAAGCACAGACCUAUUUUGAGAAAAGAAAAAAAAGAGUGUAAAUAUUUGAUUUAUUUCAUAUCCAGGAAACGAAAUGGUUUAUGUGGGGGUCACAGCAAAAAGAGCAAUGUUUUUUGACUGUAGAGAUGUAUGGAAGCCCAUCCACCAAGAUCUGAAUACCUGCUUUAUGAAUGUAUUAUUCUUCAGUUCUGAACCCGGCCGAAUGUCCAUCUGCACAACUCUUUAAACUCUUAUGGUGUCAUUUCUUUAUUUAUUAUUUUAAACCUUUUAUUGGCCUGUAUGUCUCAUUUUUGGGUGACACUAAAUCAUUAAAGUCCAAAAUCAGCUGCUCUGUUUUUUUGAGCACAAAUAAAACUGUGUACAGCACACACACAACUCACAUAUUUUCUUUCUUUACCUUUUUCUUAGGCUCACAUUUUAAUUUACACUGGAUAAGACACAUUGGUUUAUCGACACAUUGCAUCUGAAUAUUUCAAAAACUAAUCUAUAAACACUGCAGGUCCAUAACGUCUGUUAAUGAUGCUUUUCCAAGUAAAACUUGUCCUCUUUUUCGUGGUGCAUUUCAUAACAUCAUUUCACUUUAGUGUGUGUCUAUAAAAUGCCUAAUUUCUUGCCAAACAGAAAGCUUUGAGAAGUGUAAUUAACGUCUACUCACUGUGCAUUUCAAACGCCAUGGCCAUAAUUUAUUUUCAAGAUUCUUGUGCCUUUGUAUGAACAAAUAUGUACAGUUACACUGUCACUGCAAGAAAUCAAGAAUGGGAAUGUGGAAGUCCAUCAUUAAAACAUUCAUGUGAUGUCUUUUAUUUGGCCAUGGGAUUAUGGUUGUCACUACAGGAUGUGUUUUUGUCAUUCAGAGGUUAAAGAUCAGAUGCGAACUUGAAACCAAAAGGUGCAUUUUCUACUCUUCAGAUUUUGUAUUUGGACACUUAUUCAGUUACAGGUCUUUCAAACUAUAACACCUGUUUGGUCGCUUGAGCCUGUUGCUUUAUUAUCCUCUUAAUUUCACAGAAAUGCUUUCCUUAACUGCCUUGCACCACUCUGGCCUGUUUGCCUGUUAAGUUUCUACUGGUUUCAGUGCAUCUCUGUGAAACACGUUUUCUCAACAAAGCCUCAUGAAAAAGUGAAAUAAAAAAAAUAUGUGACCAUCUCGACUCAAACACAUUUCCAGCCUGGAUGUGUUUUAUUAUUUUAAUUUUUUGGGUUGUGUUUUUUUAAUAAACAUGUAAAGAUUCAAUCAAUGAUUACAGUGUCAAUAAAUUGAUUGGGAGCCAAUGGAUUUCCCCCUCAUAUCUGUUAUCUGAACCGAUGCUGUUAAAUUUUUGAACUGACUACAUUCUCAUUAUCAGUCUCAUGCAUUGUCUUUCUUUACGAUGCCUGCAUUUAUCCUGUAUAUCUGUUGUUUUUUUCUUCUGUCUCCCUCAUCUGGUGAGCAGCUCUGGAGAAUGUGUGUACACAUCAUUAUACCAAAGGCCACUUCUUCAGUUGUACAAGUGCAAUGUAAAUCCACACACACAUAUAUACACACACACCAUAAUGGAAUAUGUGAAUCUAAACAGGGAUGAAAAAAAUGGCAGAGAUGUUAACAUUAACUUUUUUAUUGUACAAAAGUAUAUUUUGUGUUUUUUUUAAUUUUUAUUUAAAGCUCACGUUAUAUUACUGUGAAGUUCUGCUUAUCAGUGUUAAGCCUAUUGUAAAUAAUAAAGAUAUUGAUGAAUACUG